Messenger RNA from Symbiodinium natans, 1389 nucleotides. NCBI's taxonomy places the organism in Eukaryota, Dinophyceae, Suessiales, Symbiodiniaceae. The record is from the annotation of a GenBank genome assembly.
AUGGCGGCUGCGUCAACCACCCCGAGCAAGCUGCGCCUCCUGGCCAUCGUGCAGUCGCGCGCGGAUGACUCCGAGAGCACCGGCUGCCGUGGAGAAGAAUCGGCUCCCGAGCCGGCCACGCUUGCUGAGGAAGAGGAAGAGGAGGAUGAGAGUGCCCAUGGGGACGCCGAGGACUCCGACCCUCUCGUCCCUGAGGUCAACACUUCGCGCCCCACGCCGCCGGAGCUUGUUGGGGCCUCACCCGUGGAGGAGGGCACAGUGCUGCCCGACCCCUGCCCGGAGGAGGAGAAGCAGGGCGAAGAGGCAGGCGCGGCUGGCCCUACCGAUCAAGGUCUCGAGCGCUUGGAGCGCGCGUCCAAGAGCCGCCCACGGCGGCGCUCGGCCAGCCUGAAGGCCUCAGAGCAGCGCGUUACGGCGUCCAGGCCGGCCCCGAAAGCAAUGUGGGCCACGGUCCAGCUCCAGGAUCACCCGCUAUGGACGAUGGAGAUGAACCAAGAGAAUGGGAAGAGUUGGCUGAACAACCCCUUCGCGGCUGACCUUUGCCUCAUGGUGGGCAGAAGGUAUUUCUUCAUCCAUCGGCCUUUGGUCGCGGACUGGAGCGACUACCUGUGCUCAUUGCUUGAUCCAACCCCUGGCUUUGAAUCCCCCGGCUUCACUUUGCACCUGCCAGUGGCCGAUCCGGAUGCGCUGGAGGGGCUACUUCGCUGGAUGUACACCGGCGAUCCGGAGGUGCUGUCUUCUGACAAAAUCUUCGGGCUGAUCCCAGUGGCAGAUUAUCUCGGGAUGCGCAAGCCUUUUUGGGAGGAGCUUUACAAGGCCGUCGCCGACAUGUGGGAAGCUUCUGGGUCCGAGACUUGGCUGGCGUCUUUCACGAAGCACAUCGAGCGCGUUCCCGUUUCUUGCAGCCUGGAGAUCGUGCAUCGGUGUGGGGCAACGAAGCGGAGCAUUCCACCCGACCUUCUUCUGUCAUUGCUCCUUCAAGUUGCGGACGCAAGGCAGAACGGGGACGAGUGCAAGCCAUUGGCUGAGCCCGUCAACAAAGCGGUUCCGCUGUGCAAGCACGAAACCAUCCAAAUGAUGGCCGAAAAGUACACCAGCAGCUUCGACGCGCUUGUGCGGCCGAGCAAACUCUGCAUUCGGCAGGGGCAGAAGCGCAAAGCCUUUCACAGGGUUUGUUCGAGGUGCCAUUUAAAUUUUGCAAAUGGAGAAGAAGCUGCUGCAGCACCUUGUCGUGAGACUGUCUUGACUCACUCAGAAGACACAUUCCACUCAAAGGCAGGCAACCUUUGCUGCUGCAGAUGCCGCAAGCCCCUGAGUCAGUACGAUCCCAGGUGCUCCCAGCUGGUAACGCGUAGCUUCCACAAUCUUGUCGACUGGACCGAGCGUUAA